Molecule: messenger RNA, 2346 nt
Organism: Cladophialophora immunda
Lineage: Eukaryota; Fungi; Ascomycota; Eurotiomycetes; Chaetothyriales; Herpotrichiellaceae
Product: pyrimidine utilization protein A
Exons: 8
Coding region: 1-2346 (781 amino acids)
Biological process (GO): alkanesulfonate catabolic process; uracil catabolic process
Molecular function (GO): alkanesulfonate monooxygenase activity
Source: RefSeq, a predicted model, not a curated record
AUGGUCAAGCCCCUUGAAAUCGGGAUCUUCAUCCCUAUCGGCAACGAUGGCUGGCUCAUCUCGACAAAUGCGCCACAUUACAAGCCGACCUACGAGCUCAAUCGCGAUGUCGUGCUCAAAGCGGAGAGCUAUGGCUUCGACUUCGCGCUGUCGAUGAUCAAACUCCGUGGCUACGGUGGCGUUACCGAGCAUUGGGAUUAUAACCUGGAGUCAUUCACGUUGAUGGCAGGCAUUGCACCUCUCACCAAGCGAAUCAAGUUGUUUGCCUCGAGCGCCAUUCUGACCCUACCCCCUGCGAUCGUCGCUCGUAUGGCCGUCACCAUCGAGAACAUGUGUCCAGGCCGAUUUGGUGUCAAUAUUGUCACCGGUUGGCAAGCCGCCGAGUACGAGCAGAUGGGCUUGUGGCCAGGCAAUGAGUAUUUUGGGUACCGUUAUGACUACGCCGAGGAGUACGUCAAAGUGAUGCAGGAGCUGUGGGAGAAGGGCAGCUCCGAUUUGAAGGGCAAAUACUUCACAAUGAACGACUGCAGACUGCUCCCAAAGCCAUCCACCAAAAUUCCAAUCAUUGCAGCCGGGCAAAGUGACCGGGGAACUAAGUUUGCCAGCGAGUUUGCUGAUUACAACUUCACGAUCGCCGUUGGAAUCAAUACACCUACAGCUUUUCGCGAGUCAAAUCAGCGAUUGGUGGAUGCGGCGAAGGCGACUGGCCGGGACGUUGGCUCCAUGAUCCUUAUGAUGGUGAUUGCCGAUGAGACCAACGAGAAGGCACAGUCCAAAUGGGAUCACUAUUGCGCCGGAACCGACGAGGGUGCGCUAGAAUGGGCUGCCAAGCAGAUGGCGCGCGACGAGAAGGCGGAUGCACGCUCGACGGCUGGCAUUAUUGUUUCAUCAACCGGCCAUAAGGUAAACACGAAACAAGGUGUGUUGGUCGGCUCGUAUGAGGUUGUAGCCAGUCAGCUCGACGAGAUUUCUGAGGUUGAGGGUGUCAAAGGCGUCAUGUUGAUUUUCGAUGAGUUCUUGCAAGGCCUGGACAACUUCGCAAAGUACAUCCAACCUCGCAUGAAGUCGCGCGCGAAGGUGAACGGGGCUAGCCUUGAUGGCUCUGCUUUUCUUGUCGGUCUCUUUGCCGGAGUCCUCCUAAACCGGCUGGGUCCCGCAGUCUGUAUAUCUGUCGGUGCAAUGGGAUAUCCCAUCUACGUUGGUGGAUACUGGUAUUUUGGAGAGAAUGGCAGACUUGUUUUUCCCAUCGCAGGAGCCGUCAUCCUCGGUAUGACGGCCAACCUCAUCAACGCCGCCGUCGGCUACAUCGCCAUUUCCUACUCUGAGGAGCGUUACAAGGGAUUCUACGUUUGCUGGAUGCAAGUCAUAAUCUAUACGUGCAGCAUGGUCGCAUCCAUCAUUCCUCUUGCGAUCGAUGCCAAUGAUCCAAGUGCGGAUCGCGUUCCGACCGCGGUCUACGGAACUUUUGUUGCGUUGAUGUGCUGCGCCGUUAUCCUUGGAGUUUUUGUUCUGCCAGCAGAGAAGAUCAAGCGAAGUGACGGGACCGAUAUUGCCAGAAUUCCCCCCAUGACUUUUAUGGCAGCUAUCCGAGGAAGUAUCAAAUGUUUCAAGGACUGGAGACUCCUCCUUCUUGUUCCUGGCAUGAUGUCCUCCGAGAUCCACCUUGUCUACCUUGGUGUUGCGAAUGGUUGGCAAAACAACAGCCGUGUCCGCGCCCUGGAUAGCUUUGUCGCUCUCUUCCUCUCGAUCCCUAUCAAUCUAUUCCUCUCCUGGCUCUUGGACAACAAGCGCUGGACGCGUAAAACUCGCGCCUUUGUUGGCACAGGCUUCGUCGGCAUCUUUCUGCUCGGGUCUUUCAUUGCGGAGAUGGUGAUUGUCAGCAAGUGGCACCGUCACGGCGUGGCUCCACAGUUGGACUGGGACAGCGACGGCUUCGCCGGUCAGCUCAUCCUCUUCAUUAUCGCCUGGAAUGCCGGUGGCCUAGUUCUCAAUCUAGUGACAUGGUAUCUCGGAGCUAUGAGCAAUGAUCCUCUCCUAUGUGCAAACUACACUGGACUCCUCCGAUGCUUGAUUUCUGCAGGUCAAGGUAUGAUGUUCGGCAUAGACGCAUCGGCUGUUCCAUUUGUAAAUGAAGCCGGGGCUAUGUUUGGGAUGUUUGCUAUGUCUAUUCUUGGGAUGUUGGCCUUUGCCACCUUCUGCCUCGAGGAGACCAGAUAUUUUAAGGAAGAACACGUCAUUGUGCCAUUCUAUGCUCAAGAGCAGCUCCAUGGAGAGGAACCGCCAACGGUUGAAGUUGUUCAGCCAGAUGAUUAUACCUAUAACUACCCUAAGGGGGCUACAUCCUAG